AUGAUAUCGAGUGUAAUCGGCAAUGCAAAUGAGCUACCAUACAAAGUGUAUCGAAUUGUUCCUCGUUCACAAAAGCAUCUCAAUUUGUUAUCAUGGAUUCGCGAUUCUUCUCCUGAAUAUGAGUUCGACAUAUGGAAGGAUUCCGGUUACAUUGGCGAGUUUGCGGACAUAAUGAUACCGCCUUGGAUGCAACAAAUUGUCGAAAAUCUCUUUCACGACGUGAAUCUGGAUUAUGUGGUGACGAUAUCUGAUGUAAUGAAAUUGAUGAAACGAAACGAACUUGAGUCGAUUCGGGCGUUGGAAAAUAACGAACGGCCGUACAAAGAAGGCAAAGAUGCAUUGCAGUUGAACGAAGCACGUCUAAAAGAUGAUCCAAUUCUCGAUGAAACUGCCGAUAGAUCAACAGAAUCACAGAAUAAAAUUGGCAUAUUGAAAGCAAAGUAUUCAUUUGGUGAUUAUGGAUCCUAUAAGGAUAUGAUGAAAUAUAUGCGAACGAUCGAGUUUCAUUAUCCGAACUUUACAAAAGUGAUACGCAUCGGUAGCACGCAUGAGGGAAUUCCAAUUGAAGGACUUAAGAUCGGAUACCCAAUCGAUAACACCGACAAACGUGCUUUCUGGAUUGACGGUAACAUUCAUGCAAGAGAAUGGGCAUCCAGUCAUACGGCACUCUAUUUCAUUAAUCAGUUGGUCUCAGGCUACGGAACCAAUAAUAGAAUAACAAAUUUCAUCGAUAAACUGAACAUAUUCAUCUUUCCGUGUCUCAACCCGGAUGGAUAUGAAUAUACACGUUCUGAACCGUCGCCUAUGGUAAGAUUAUGGAGAAAGAAUCGCUCACCUCAGAAAUGUGUCCGCUCAUUAUGGGGUGGUAAAAGGUGCUGUGAAGGAGUGGAUUUGAACAGAAAUUUUGACUUUCAUUGGUCAGAAACUGGCUCCAGUUCGAAUCCAUGCUCGAAUCUUUACUCUGGUGAAGAAGCCUUCAGUGAACCAGAGUCAAAAGCUGUACGCGACUUCUUGACAUCGGACGAGAUGAAAGAUAAACUGGAUGGAUUCAUAACUCUACAUACUUAUGCACAAUUAUGGAUUCACCCAUACAGUCACGAAACAGGAACAUAUCCUAUGGACCACGUCGAAUUAAAGAGAACAGCGAAAAGAGCCGUCGACAAGUUACGAAGUGUUUACGGGACUCAGUACAAAAUCGGGACCGGUGCCGAUACGCUAUCACCAGCUUCAGGUGGUUCAGACGAUUGGGCUAAAGGCAUUCUUGGCGUCAAAUAUGUUUACCUGGUAGAACUCAGACCAGAAUUGGAAUUAUCUAAUGGCUUCAUACUCAAUAAAUACGAACUCAUUCCAACUGCAGUGGAAACGUGGGAAGCUGUGAAAGUAGUGAUUUCAUCUGCGCUACGUUUCAGACGUCGUCUACUCAACAGGGCUCACCUUCCAUCACAGCUGAUGAGGAAACAAUUGUAUCGCCAACGUGCAUUGAAAGAAGAUAGCGAGUUACUGCAGAGAGGCGAACCAAUCGCACGUCCCCUCGAUGCCAAUUUGCAACCAGCACGUAAUUCAAUGUCUGUUCCAUCCGUAAUAUCACCAGGUGAGCAGAUUGCAGUAGCCAGCUCGGAGCAUUCUGCAGAAGUGAACGGUGCCAUCGUUCGACUCAGAAAUGAUUCAACAACAAUUAUUGCAAAUUCGAAGAUCAAACCGAGUUUCGACCAUCGAUAUGGAAGAGAACCAGCCGAAUCAGUCGACGUCAGAAGUAUGGCUCGGACUCUGAGUACACCCGUAAGAAACACAUUUACAAGUCCUGAAAACAGCCAUCACUUGAUAGAUACAACCGGAAAUGUACGACAGCAGCCACUUGUACCCCGUCUACCUAGCAGUUUCACGAAUCCAAAUUGCAGAGAUUUGCGUUAUUCAUGUAAAUUUUGGAUCGACAGUAAUCCAGACGUAUGUCUCCAGCAACAGCAAUUCAUGAAAAUACAUUGUGCAUAUACUUGUCGCUUUUGUGUGCCAUAG
Molecule: messenger RNA, 2013 nt
Organism: Anisakis simplex (herring worm)
Lineage: Eukaryota; Metazoa; Nematoda; Chromadorea; Rhabditida; Anisakidae
Source: the annotation of a GenBank genome assembly